CACAUGAUAAGAACAACAAUGUAACCAACCUUUCACAAUUAUUUUCCAUUAUUAUUAACUCACUCUUCUUCUAUUACACAGCUCAGCAACAUCACGUUCCAAAAAUCUUCUCUGAGACAUUUUCACAAACACCUUUUGGGUUAAGAAGAUGAGUUUCAGAGAAGAGAGUGGUGAUGGAAGGGAUCUUCAGAAACCGUUUCUUCAUACGGGUAGUUGGUAUAAAAUGGGUUCAAGACAAUCUAGUGUUAUGGGUUCAACUACUUCUGUUAUGCGGGAUUCAGUUUCGGUUCUAUUUUGUGUUCUUAUUGCUGCUUUGGGUCCAAUUCAAUUUGGCUUCACGUGUGGAUAUUCUUCUCCGACGCAACAAGCUAUAAUCAAUGAUCUCAAGCUCUCUGUUUCAGAGUUUUCUCUGUUUGGAUCUUUAUCCAAUGUGGGUGCUAUGGUGGGAGCUAUAGCAAGUGGUCAGAUAGCAGAAUAUGUCGGGCGCAAAGGGUCAUUGAUGAUUGCUUCGAUUCCCAAUAUAAUAGGGUGGCUCGCCAUUUCUUUUGCCAAAGACUCUUCCUUUUUGUUUAUGGGGAGACUGUUGGAAGGUUUUGGCGUUGGGAUUAUCUCUUAUGUGGUGCCUGUUUAUAUUGCUGAGAUAGCACCUGAGAACAUGAGAGGUAGCCUUGGAUCGGUGAAUCAGCUCUCUGUUACAAUCGGAAUAAUGCUUGCUUAUCUGUUGGGCCUAUUUGCCAACUGGAGGGUGCUUGCAAUCCUAGGAAUUUUGCCUUGUACAGUAUUAAUACCCGGAUUGUUUUUCAUACCAGAAUCUCCUAGAUGGUUGGCCAAGAUGGGGAUGAUGGAGGAGUUUGAGACUUCAUUGCAAGUGUUAAGGGGAUUCGACACAGAUAUAUCUGUUGAAGUACAUGAAAUUAAGAAAGCUGUGGCAUCAAAUGGAAAAAGAGCUACAAUCCGGUUUGCAGAUCUCCAAAGGAAAAGAUAUUGGUUUCCUUUAUCGGUAGGAAUUGGAUUACUUGUACUUCAGCAAUUGAGUGGUAUCAAUGGAGUUUUGUUCUAUUCAACUAGCAUCUUUGCAAAUGCAGGAAUUUCAUCCAGCAAUGCUGCUACCGUUGGACUUGGAGCAAUUCAGGUCAUAGCUACUGGAGUAGCUACUUGGUUGGUGGACAAAAGUGGGCGGAGGGUGCUCCUAAUAAUAUCCUCGUCUUUAAUGACAGCCAGCCUUCUCGUUGUAUCCAUAGCAUUCUAUCUGGAGGGAGUUGUAGAAAAGGAUUCACAAUAUUUCAGCAUUUUGGGAAUAAUAUCUGUUGUUGGCCUUGUGGUUAUGGUAAUUGGGUUCUCUCUAGGACUUGGACCAAUCCCUUGGCUUAUAAUGUCUGAGAUACUUCCAGUGAAUAUAAAGGGUCUUGCUGGCAGUACAGCAACCAUGGCUAAUUGGCUAGUAGCGUGGAUCAUCACAAUGACUGCAAACUUGCUUUUGACUUGGAGCAGUGGAGGGACAUUCUUAAUCUACACAGUGGUAGCUGCUUUUACUGUUGUAUUUACGUCACUAUGGGUGCCUGAGACCAAGGGAAGAACAUUGGAAGAAAUACAGUUUUCCUUAAGAUAGAGUAUGUUUUGGGAGAGCAUUCCGGCACGAAAUUAUGUGUGUAUGAUAUCAUGUAUUUUUAUAGUCCUGUGUAUUCGUUAAGUUUUCUGUUUUCUGUAGCAAAUGUAAGAAGGAACAAUAAUCAGUGCAUUGCUUAUUUUUUUUAAUGUACAAGCUGCUGUGGGAAAAAUAUAUAAUAGUCAAAGAAUGAGAAGGAAACUUGUUUUCUAGUCUUAGGAUAGCCUCACAAUUUGCCAAGUUCAUUUGUAUUACGAGUUACAUUAU
Molecule: messenger RNA, 1873 nt
Organism: Medicago truncatula (barrel medic)
Lineage: Eukaryota; Viridiplantae; Streptophyta; Magnoliopsida; Fabales; Fabaceae
Product: sugar transporter ERD6-like 6
Exons: 18
Coding region: 149-1609 (486 amino acids)
Biological process (GO): carbohydrate transport; transmembrane transport
Cellular component (GO): membrane
Molecular function (GO): sugar transmembrane transporter activity
Source: RefSeq, a predicted model, not a curated record